Tetrahymena thermophila SB210 is the source of this 1407-nucleotide messenger RNA. Its product is annotated as WD domain, G-beta repeat protein. Lineage: Eukaryota; Ciliophora; Oligohymenophorea; Hymenostomatida; Tetrahymenidae. Gene Ontology annotation, cellular component: nucleolus; preribosome, large subunit precursor. The transcript is spliced from 3 exons. Gene Ontology annotation, molecular function: protein binding. The record is from RefSeq and is a predicted model, not a curated record. Gene Ontology annotation, biological process: ribosomal large subunit biogenesis.
AUGAGAAUUAUAACAGGUGAUAACACUGGUUUGACUAAAGUUGUUGAAGUUGAAUCUUCUAAAGUCAUUUCAUAGUUUAAUUAACAGGAUAGGGAUAACGAAUAGGAUUUUUUAGCUUUCUUUGGAAAUGAAAAUAUGAUCCUUAGUGGUAACAGAAAAGGUGUAUUAUAACUUAACGAAAUUAAUGAUGAAGGAGCCCAUGAGAGAUUAAUAACUAUUGUAGACAAUAACAAAAACCUUAUCGGACUAAACACAAUUAACACUGACAAGAUUGUGCUUACUUACGAUAAUAACUCCACUGAAAUAGCAAAUUAUGAUUAAGAAUCUGAGGAGUUCCAAGAAUUUUAAGAAAUCUACAAUGCAAGUUAAAGUCAAAUGCAAAGAGCAAUACUUAACGAACAAGACAAGAAAUCACUAUUGGUAUUAGCCAAAGAUAUUAACCCUUAAUUAUACGAUUUAGAGACAAAAUAAUAAAUUUGGAAAGCAAGAAACGUUAAAAAUGAUUGGUUAGACUUAAAAGUUCCUAUUUAUGAUGUAGAUGGAGCAUUCUUCAGAGACAAUUCUUAAAAUAUUUAUACAAUUAAUGCAUAUAAGAAGAUGAGAAUUUAUGAUUUAAGAUAAAAUAACUCUUAGCCAACCAAAGAUAUUCAAUAAGAAUUUGAUUUUGAUAAAUCUGCUUUUAGAAAAAUGUAACUAUCAAAUUGUGGAAAUUAUAUUUUUGUUACUACUGCUAAUGGAAAUUUGUUCAAGUUCGAUGUUAGAAAAGACUUUAGAAUGGUUUGCAAUUUCAAGGGAUCAGUUGGGUCUGUCAAAGAUAUCAAAAUUCAUCCUACUUUACCUUAUAUUGCUUCUGUUUCUUUAGAUAGAUAUUUGAGAGUCUACCAUUAAGAGACUAAGUAGUUAAUAAACAAGAUUAACUUAAAAUAAAGAUUACAUAGUUUACUGUUCUCCAAUUAAGGACUCCUUAAUGAAUCUGAAAGUGAAUAAGAAGAACAAUAGGAAGAAGACGAAGAAAUACUAGAAAAUAAAAAGAGAAAAAUACCUUCAUUGAAUGAAGAUAGUGAAGAGGAAGCAGAAUAAACUAAUUUAACCAAGAAAAAUUAAAAACUUCAAUAAAAAGAUAAACUCAAAAAUUAUGAAAAAAGAAGUAUUAGCUCUAUCUCAUAAAGUUAAACUUAUCAAAAAAUAGUUGAACACAAAAAGAAGUUUUAAAACUUAAAAAAACACUCAAUUAAGCUAAAGUAUUUAGAAGGUAAAUUCGAACAAGAUAAAGAAACCCUUUUAUAAAAAAUAGAGCUCGAUAAGUAAAAAUAAGAGUAAAAAUAAUAAAAAUAAAAAAUUGUCCAAGAAGAAGAAGUCGAAGAGGCUUAUAACACUGCAAAAAAAGUAAAAAAAAUUAAGAACUGA